This is a messenger RNA of Dreissena polymorpha, 195 nucleotides long. RefSeq lists its product as uncharacterized. The transcript has 4 exons. Lineage: Eukaryota; Metazoa; Mollusca; Bivalvia; Myida; Dreissenidae. The annotation marks the transcript as partial. The record is from RefSeq and is a predicted model, not a curated record.
AUUACGGCCACAUCGUCUGACAGCAUUCCUCUCGCAUCGUCUGAUACCAUUACAGUCACAUCAUCUGACUCUGACACAAUUACGGCCACAUCGUCUGACAGCAUUCCUCUCGCAUCUUCUGAUACCAUUGAUACCAUUAUAGUAACAUCUUCUGACACAAUUACGGCUACAUCUUCUGAUACAAUUACAUCAUAA